Molecule: messenger RNA, 237 nt
Organism: Tricharina praecox
Lineage: Eukaryota; Fungi; Ascomycota; Pezizomycetes; Pezizales; Pyronemataceae
Exons: 2
Coding region: 1-237 (78 amino acids)
Source: RefSeq, a predicted model, not a curated record
AUGCGCGGCGCCGCCUUCCCCGUCGGCCUAGCGAUACUCUUCGGCGUGAUGAACGGCGUGUACAUCUUUAAGCCGAUGCUGAUCGAGGCGCGGUUGGCGCGGUUGCAGGAAGCGGGCGAGGAUGUUAAUGCCAUUGGCACCGAGAAACGGAAGGAGGAGGAGGUCAAGCUACAUAACGCAAAGGCGCGGAUCGAGGCUGCUGAGGGACGGGGGAAGGAGGAGGAGAAGAAGGCGUAG